AUGGGUGUGGAAGGAAGACCAAUUAGUGACUGUCAGAACCGAAUAUCCUUUGUAAAUAUCUGCAAAUUAUCGAACAGGAACACUGGUCCAUCACCUCUGCCAGUCACGAAUAGAAAACUGAGAAAAUCUGGAGGUGUUCUUGCUGUUCCAAGCACCUUCGUUGGGACCGAGUUGGGAGCAGAGAAGAGAGAGUGGGGAGCGAAGACGAAGGACGAGUGGGGAGCGAAGGAGAGGGAAGAGUGGGAGUAUCUUCUCGAAGAGCCCGGGAGUGAGAAGGAAUUGGCGAAGGCAGCACUGAACAUUUUGGCUGAACAUCGGAUCAUCUCUAAGUCAUUUGCAGCACUAAUUGAGUGUGAUCAGGUUCAGAAGCUCCUCCGGUACCUCCUGGCAUAUUUCGAGACUCUAUUCCUACUGUGCGACGAACUAAACGCUGUCCAGGCCCCGGCCGUCAUCAACAUGCUAGCCAUGCAGGAGCGGUGGCAGCAGCAGCUGUCACAAGCUAUCAUGUUACUCGUGCCUGCCUAUGUUGGUUUGCUCAUUGCCCCCACAGCG
This is a messenger RNA of Hyalella azteca, 552 nucleotides long. RefSeq lists its product as uncharacterized. The annotation marks the transcript as partial. The record is from RefSeq and is a predicted model, not a curated record. The transcript is spliced from 4 exons. NCBI's taxonomy places the organism in Eukaryota, Metazoa, Arthropoda, Malacostraca, Amphipoda, Hyalellidae.